Babesia ovata is the source of this 4626-nucleotide messenger RNA. RefSeq names its product ribosome binding protein. Lineage: Eukaryota; Apicomplexa; Aconoidasida; Piroplasmida; Babesiidae. The record is from RefSeq and is a predicted model, not a curated record. The coding region runs from base 1 to 4626 and encodes 1541 amino acids. The transcript has a single exon.
AUGGCGAAGCACGGUAUUCCGCUUGGCACCCUUAAGGAGUGUCUCAUGUUCCUGGAGUGGUUGAAUCAUAGUAAGCAUAUGCGGGACCAGGUGGCCAAAGAACUGCAUGAUCGUCUUAGUGGCAGAUAUCUUAAUCCUAAUCAACAGCAAAUUCAGCAAGCACUCACCACUUUCCUUGGCAAUGUAUCAACGUUUCAUAAUAAAUUAUGCAACAAGGCGAGUCAGAAACAUAUAAGCAGUAACCCUACUGCCGUACUAGAUGCCCUUUCAGAAUGCAUUCCCAAGUUCUUAGCAGUGAUGUAUUUUUUGAGGUACCAGGUGGAUGCGAGUUUCUCGAAACUGGAUGGUGGGAAGUGGAAGGACCACAUGGUUGGUCAAGGUAUACUUGGCCGUGAACUGCAGGCGUAUCUCACUACAUCAUCAGGCUCUAAAUAUGGCGUAAUCCCUGGAGGAUUCGGUAGACAUGGCGACGUUAAACGUGGUAGUGGUCGGAAUGGCUACCGCCAAGGUAGUGACAUGGCAAGUGACCUUACAGCGAUUUGUGAAAAGCAUUCCAAUAAGCCAAAUAUACAAAAUUAUUUCCUCGACGUUUUCUCCACCUCAGUGCUCGGACAACAUGGCACAGAUCUUCCGAAUACAGCCAACGCCCUGGCGUUGGUGAGGACUUUUUGCGAGAUAGUGGUAAACGAUAAGGGAGGAGAGUUAAUAUCAAAACUGAAUGCACAUCGGGCAUCAUCCGACAAACACAUUUGUUGGAAUAAUUUAAAAGCACAUUGUGAGAAGCUUCAAGAACAAUUUAGCAAAAUUUUCAAGGGUGAACGUUUUUCCUUCACAGGCUUCGGUAGGGAGCCUGAACACCUUAAGAAAGAAGAAUUUGCAAAGGAGGCUGCGGAUUGGUUGAGAGAUAAUUUGGACAAAGUGAAGACUAAUUUGGGGAAUAUUGAUACUACGAACAAGGCCCUCGGAAAGAAAUCACCCGCUGAGCUUACAGACUAUUUCAACAAAUAUCUCUUCCCAUAUGGCUUUACAUUUGACAAAAAUAAUUUCGGUAGCGGUAUGAAUCCGCAUGAUGUUUUGUCCGGCGUAAUCAAUGACCUUAAGAGAGGGGAUGACGGAUUGGAUAAGCUUAAACAGAUUUUGGAAGGUGAAGUGUGUCCACCGGAGAAGCAAGAGGAGGGAGCACAGGACCAGGGGAAGAAAGCGGAGGGAGCACAGAACCAGGGGAAGAAAUCUGAGGGAGCACAGGACCAGGGGAAGAAAGCGGAAGCGUCUCCAAAUCAGAAUAAUGGUCAAAGUCGAGAUGCGUCUGCAGAUUCAGCAAGUGGAGACUCUUCUGCUCCAGCUGCGUCUCCCGGUGCUCCAGGAGCUGCAGGCCCGGCAGGGCCUAAGAAUGAUCGAGGACAGCAAGGGCCUCCUGGUUCAGGGCCUCCGGUGUCUUCUCCAGCUCCAGGUUUACCAGUUAUACAAGCUGUUCAGACUCAACGAACUGAUGAUACAGUAUCGGCAGUUUCCCCUCCACCUCCGCCGCCUGCUCCCCCUCUUCCUAAAGACCCUGGCCACACUGCUCAGCCAGGUGACCCGGGUGCGGGUUCACCGGGCGGUGACGGUCAAGGUGCUCAGCCUGGUGGAUCUCCAGUUACAAGUCCUACUCAGCCUACAAGUGCUUCAGAUUCACAACCUGGACCAACUGGUGGCCAGGGGUCUGGUCGACAUGAUAGUGGAGUGGCUGGGCAAGAUGUUGGUCAAGCCUCCGGUAAAACUCCAAGCAGCGGCGCUACUCCGUCGGGUGCCCCGGCGGCUGGUGGAGGGGGUGGGAAGGGGCAGCAGGAUCCGCCGAAGCCGAUACCAUGCCGGAAUGUUACGCUGCAAAAUCUUUUGGCAGGUGGCAACAAUUGGUGUCCUUCAACAUAUAAGCCGCCUAAUCAAGUUCCCUACAAGUUUAGUGAUCCUGACGCUCUUAAUAAAAUCCACGAGAAAGUCAAAAAUGAGUCACACUCAGCAUCUCAGAAUCUCAAUACACCAGAUAUUCUGCAAAAUCAAAACAAUUCCGGGCAUCUUACGUUUGGCCAUUCCCUGAAACCUACUAGGCUUCGUCCUGGUGAUAGGCUUCCGACUCCUCCACCCCAAGAAAAGCCUUCCGUUCUUAGUGGAAGUGAAGUAGAAGAGAAUGAGGCUUAUCCAAUGAUUAUGAAUGACGAAUAUAGCGAUGCCAUCAGUCUCGAAGGUAAUGCAAAAUUCGACAAUUCUAGGGAUUAUCGUCAACUGGACGAGGAGCAACGAGGUCAAGAAUUAGACGAUCAAUGGAAAAAAUAUUAUGGUGACCAAGAACUGGUAAAUCGACUGGAUAGAAUGAAACAUGAUAUGGAACUAAGGCAGGCAAAAAUCAAAGAGUUACAACAUGCGAGAACGGUGCACGAUCAUAAGGAGCAGUUGAGGCUUGAAGCAGUCAAUUCAUUAGCAAAAUCUGGUACGAUUUCUGGAACUGCAAUUGAAAGAGAUCAUAUUGUGGUUCCGACCUCUAAAUCUACAAAACCUCAACCGACUUUUAUCAUAUCUAAAAAUCAUUCCCUUCCCACUGUAAAACUAGACGACUACUCCAUGGCGAAAUUUACGGAUGUCACUGGCACCGUUUUAACGCAGUCACCAAAGAUGAAAACGAAGGACACAGUUUCGCUCCCAGCGCCACCAACUCCAUAUGUCACCGGCAAGUCGAUUGACGAUAAUAACAUCGAUUCUCUCACUUCCUCGUAUCCUGUAGGUGAGUUGCACCCAGCGAGGCCGCCUCCCGUAGAUGUAGAAAUUGUCCGCCCUCCUGCUUCCCCAAAUAAAUCAAAAGCAUACCGUACAAUGGGCGUUCCUCCAGUGGAGCUCAUUGAUCAACCCCGACCGCCAAUGCCAUCGGCGCGGAAGACAUAUCGCAAUGACGCCGAAAACCUUCAAACCAUGGUGUACUUUGAUAAAUCAAAUCCAGAAAAGCAUUCGACAACGAUUACGUUGAACACAAUGGCCGACCUUAACGUCUGCCAAAACCCCUGGUACGCUCCCCCUUCCUCCUCCUCCACUACCGUCACUCCAGCUCCCUCCCCUCCCCCAGGCUCCGACCAUCUGCCCCCGCCCAACACCGUCAGGGAAAUGCUCCACUGGCUGGUUGGGUUGAACCAAAAGGGGUAUGUUGGGAUUAUUAAGGAGCAUGUUAAAGGCAUUUUAAGUGCACUUAACGAGGAUGUCUCACAGCCUCCAGAUGCCCUCGAGGUCACUGGGCAUCCCACCAAUCUGACCGCUGCCCAUGUCACCGCCAAACUGACCGAGGCAUGCCACUACGCUGCCAACGUUCUCCACAGGAUCAAGCAUAAAGACAUUUCGACAGACAUUUCAGUGCCUGACUUCACCUCAGAAUAUUCCAAGCUUUGUUAUUCCAUCGACCCCGCCUGCCUCCUCUGCCAGCUGCGGGACUACGUCUACGCCUGCUGCCACCAGUUGGAGUUCCUAAAGGCGCAGUGUAAUCGGAAGGAAUCUGAAGGUGGUUGGCAGGAUUGUCCGUACGGCCGUGAUGCCAAGAUGUCCCCCCUCCAGGCCUUCCUGACUGACGCCCCCGACUCCAAGUUCGAGACACAUCCCUUCGACCCGUGCGACAUCUGCCUCAAGAGCCGUGUAAACAUGGGAUUCAAGCAGGAGCAUCUGCCUGCAACUCACGAAACUGGCAAGCAUAUUUCCACCAUCCUCACUCCCAGCUGCGGCGGCGAAGAUCCCUUGCUGACAUUGACCUCUUACCUCACCUGCAUCACCAGCCGGACGCCGCGCACCACCGGGGAGCUUGUGUCUUUCUUCCACAAUUUCGGCAAUUCACUAUACAAGCCUCAUCCACACUUGUCCCAACUAGGCUCCGCCCUCUCCAAGCCACAUGACCACUGCCCCGACUGGGACCACCUUGCUGCCGACGACCUCAAUGCCAUCCAGUACAUCCGGGGCCCCGCCCCUCCCACCGCCAACCACGACAAAGGCCAUUCCAGGACCCUGUCCACACUGGUUGGCUGCGACAUAACCAAUGCGCAGUGCCCACCUCAUAUUUCGUCCACCACCUACCGGGCCUACGCCCUGUACUCUUCCAGCUUCGCGCACGCCUACCUCAGCUGGGCGGUCUACCUGGCAGACAGACUGUGGGAGUCAUUGCUCAAGCUGCACUAUGAUCUCGAGAACCUUCAAUGUCACGACUCCAAGUCCAAGCCCCUCCACCAGUGUACCAAGGCCCUGCCGCUGCUCUACUCUCACGGCAUCACGCCGCCAGACGGGACAGUGCAGUCCUCACUCACGUGUUCGGCUGCCGUCACCAAGCUUAAGGAUGUGGUCAACGGAAAGCCUAUCGCCAGGCUCAUGACCGCCAUGGACCUUUUCCUCUAUCGCAUCCGUGCGCCCUUCCUCUACACCAUCAUCGCACUCUGGCUCACCGCCACGCUCUGCAUCGCCCACUCACUCCUCUACCGCAUGGACGUGAUGCACAUCCGCUCGCACCUCCUCACCACCAGGGCCUCACACAACAUCGACGUCAAGGCUUUACUCGCCGGCAGCCGCAGGAUGCUCUCGCUCUACAAGGACGUCGAUUACUUCGACGACGACUUUCACUCGUGA